Messenger RNA from Catharus ustulatus (Swainson's thrush), 6089 nucleotides. RefSeq names its product transmembrane protein with metallophosphoesterase domain (gene TMPPE). Bases 1793 to 3109 code for a protein of 438 amino acids. Gene Ontology annotation, molecular function: hydrolase activity. NCBI's taxonomy places the organism in Eukaryota, Metazoa, Chordata, Aves, Passeriformes, Turdidae. The record is from RefSeq and is a predicted model, not a curated record. The transcript has 2 exons.
AUAGAUUUGUUGUAGUCGCCUUGUCGUGGGAACACAAUAUCACAGCCUAAGGACGAAUCCUCAGGCUCCGCAGGUCUCGUGGUUUAUGCCUCGGGUUUGAGGCAGUGUCACUAUUACCUAGAUGUUGUAGUUGGAUGGGGCACAGGUGGUUAAAGAUGUAUGAAAAGCCGAACAACAUCACGUGAGACCUUCUGGAAGGGAAGAUUGGGACACACAGUGUGGUCUCUGAGGGGUGAGGUUGUGGCUGAGCCUUCCAAAAUUUUGAAAGUGGCAGGCAAGAGGAAUGGAGAACAAAUACUCUUCAAACUUGGUAGUAUUAGCACUUUCGGGGGAUUUAAUGGGUUAGUUUCAAACAGAUAAAAUACUGUAAAAAUACAUAGUUUCGAGAAUUUGCUGCCAUGGGAGGUUGUAGACCCAUACAGUCCUUAACAGAUUCUUUAAAAAUGGAUUUGCCAAAUUUAAAUACAUCAGGUUCAUAAACAACAUCCAGAAAUGACUGUGCAAGGAUUUAACCUUGUAACAUCGCUGGUGUAGCAGCUUUGUUAGCUGAAGGAGUAGAGGGAGCAGACCACAGACUGUGGCCAGGGUCCUGUCAUUUCUUCAAACAACAUUUUUUACUGCUGUUGUCCAGACAGAGUAUUGCAUGGUUCCUAGAGGACCUGUGGACUUGAAUUUGUAGGGCAUUUCUUAGCUUAGCUUAUGCUCUUAUCUUCCUAGCUCUGUGUGUUUUCUGUAGAUACACGUGUGUAAAAUAGCACUAUUUCUUAAGAGUAGUUUAGUAACAACUGAAAGGGCUUGAGGAGCUGAGGCUGGCAGGCACAAUUUCCCUUAUAAGCCCACAGUUCCCUGACACAAGCAAUGAGGUUGUGAGCUCCCUUUUUAAAACUUAAUCUAGUCCUCAGAUCAGGGUCCUGUCAUCACAGAUGUGCUAAUGUUCUUUUAAAUUAGUUUGAGAGGGCAUAUGCAGCAGAUAAGCAACCUGGCAAACUGGGGUUUGCAGGCUUCUGGGCUCAGGCUCACUGUUGAGCCCUACAAUGCUGCUUUUGUGCCCUAGUUUUGAGAUAUUUUUGGCUGUAAUGAUUGCUUGCUUUCUCUAAGUAUGGAUUGAGACACAGGAAGUGUUUUGACAAUAAGUAUGCUAUUAUGGGACUAUUAUGUCAGACAUGGUCUCUAUUUUAUGUUAUGAAAGACUAUGCAAACUUUUUUCAUCUAUGAUUAAAAUAAAACAGUAGGUUUCUUCUAAAUAGAAAUGUGCAAUCUGAGCAUUAAUAGAAACACUGUGACUGAGCAAAAUACAGAACAAACCAGGGAAUUCUGCUGCUAUUCAAACAUAACUGAUGUUUGUUUGUUUUCAGUCUGUGAGCAGACAUGCAUAAGAUUCUGUGCUCCCCUCUAAAGGAGCAGGGUGUGGUAUUUUAAUCCCUUUUGAACUUGGUUGCAUCCUGUUGGACCAGGAUAUACUAACAUGGGUGUUGAGUCUUGAAAAACUCUACAUGUAGUGGAAGUGAGCUGGAAGUGAGUAACAAAACACAGUGUGAGUUUCACUGAUCCUACUGAUUUUCAGGGCUUUGGAGAAAUCUGAUUCACAACCGCAGGAAAGGAUAUCUGCUGAUCAUCUGCAGUUUCUGGGAUCACAGUUGCAUCUGUUCCAGUGGGGAUUUCACUGCUGCUGUAGCAUGUGUUAGUAGAACCUCUUGCAUUUGGCUUUGUUGACCCAAGGCAUCCCUUCAUAACCACAUUAUUGACUACUGGAGACCUCUGCAGAACAGAAGGGAACAGUCAGGAAGCAAAGAUGAUCUCCUUCAAGCAACUACCCAUUGAAGCAAAGGCUGCAGUGGCUGCAGGAGUGGUUUUCUUCUCCAUGAUGCUAUCACGGAGUUACCUGGCAGAAAAACUCGAUUUCAGGACACGGCGCUGGCUUCUAAGGCUUCAAAUGGCACUAUUUGCUAAUACACUCAUGUUGAUGGGGUCUCUUCAUGUUUGGAGAAGUACAGUCACCACGUUCACCAGGUCUUCAGCUGCCAACUCCUUCUGUUUCAUGCUGUGGAAAAUAGCUGUGUUCGUGUUUCUAGCUUUGGCUCAUUCAAGCUUCUUUACCUUGCUAUUUCUUGUUGCAGAAGAACCCUAUUUCUUUUCUUUAGCUGCCUACACUUGCUUGGGGGCUUAUAUUAUUCUCAUCUUUUUCCUCUUCACUCUAGGCUCUGUAGAGCAGGCUUACAAGUUCUUGGCUGGGAGAGGUGCUAAGGCAGGCACUGGCAACAAGAACAGAACAGCACUGAAACCAGUUCUGGCAGUCUUACUGACUGUUGUGCUGACUGUUGUUGGGCUGUUAAAUGCUUCCCAGCCUCCUACUGUGAAUUCAGUGGAGAUUCCAGUUCACAAGCUGCCCUCAACAAUGAAUAACCUGAAAGUGGUGUUGCUUUCAGAUAUCCAUCUGGGGCCUACAGUUGGGAAGACCAAACUUGCCAUGAUAGUGAGAAUGGUUAAGGCUUUAAAACCAGAUAUCACCGUGAUUGUUGGGGACCUAUCUGAUGCUGAGGCAAAGAUCAUACGACCUGCUGUUGAGCCUCUUGGAGAACUUGAUUCCCCUUUGGGGACUUACUUUGUCACAGGAAACCAUGAGUACUACACCUCAGAUGUUAGCAACUGGUUUGAGCUGUUAAAAUCAUUUAACAUUCAGCCGUUGCAUAAUGAGAAUGUGAAGAUUGUUUCACCAAAGAGCACUUCUGAUUGGUUCUGUCUGGCUGGCGUGGAUGACAUUGAAGCAGAUGUGUUGCGCUAUUCGGGACAUGGCAUGGAUUUGAAAAAAGCUCUCAGAGGUUGUAGCAGUGAGCAUGCAAUGGUGCUCUUAGCUCAUCAGCCAAUUGCUGCAAAGUGGGCCCUUCAGGAGAGACCAGACAUAAAUUUAAUUCUCUCUGGCCAUACUCAUGGAGGGCAGAUUUUCCCUCUAAAUGCUGGAGCUUAUCUUCUGAAUCCAUUCUUUGUUGGCUUGUACCAAGUUGGGCAGAAUACCUUCGUCUACGUCAGCCCGGGGACGAUGUACUAUGGAAUACCUAUGAGGCUGGGCAGCAGAGCUGAAAUAACAGAGAUUAUUCUGCGUUCUCCUUGAGGAGUUUUCCGUUUGAUAGACUUCUAAUUUUUUUUUUUUUUUGGCCAGUGUAUUGGCUCUUCUGCUAUGAAAGCAAAUCCUUUUUCAGGGAAGCCAGAGAAGAUGUGUUGGGCUUCACAGGCUAUCUUAAGUUUGAGGAGAAAACACUAACUGUAUCUUGGACCUAUGAAGCAAAAUUGGGACAUGUUAAAUUGCUGAAGAAAUUAGAUCUUUGAGGUUCUGCAUUUAAAGAUAACCCUGAUGUCAUGGUGAUAGUAUGUGCAUGUUUAGUAAUACCUGUGUCCUGCAGCUACUUCAUGUUCCGCUGUUUGGUAUCCAUCAGGCAGCUGCCUUAUCAAAUCUCAGGCAGGUGAAGUUCUGAGCUGGUGCAGUGAAGUCACACAUGCAUGUUUUGCAGAAAGGCCUGCAGGAAUGUGCACUGAGUAUGUAAACUCUAGGAGGCUUAUGCUAGAGUUGUUAUGGGAAAGGAAUAGCUUAAUAGUUUAGGUUUUUGGGUUUUUUUAGAUUGAGGCUGGAUAUCUUUAUCCUGCUAGCUGUCUGCAGCAUGCACCAGGGCUUCCAGUCUGUGCUUCUUACUACUACUAUAAGUAGCCAGGCAUCAGUUCUGAAAGUAGCUGUCUUUCUCAGGCAUUUUCCCCAGAACAGGUGGGCAUCCAGUAACUGCUUACUGAAAAUAGCUCUAAUAAUAAAGCAAAUGAGGAAAAUUCCAAAAUUAACUUCUGUUGCUGUCUGAGCCUAUAGUACCUCCUUAUAUGAAGCACUAAUUCCAAAACUGAAAUACUCAGUGUAUUUUGUCUUCAUUCUGUAUUUUUUCUUUCUGCCUGAUUUCUUCUCCAUCAUUUUUCUCUUGCAAGAGUAAGUAGAUGCUAUUGAAAACAAUGCAAAUAAGUUAAUGCUUGAAAUGUGUUAAAGGCUUUAAUAUUUAAAUAAAUUAUGUCCUCUUUUAAUGAGACUAAACUCCAUAGCAGGUGACUUUCCCUAAGAGCAUUUGCAUGUCAGUGUCCUGGUUCUGAUGAGCACAUAGCAGAGUAACCGCUAUAGGACAAUGAGGGAUGGAGGAUUUCUUCCCAUCUUUCAUAGAAGGGCUUAUCAUAAAUUAACAUAAUUAUGGGAAAUUUAAGGUAUUGGAGAAUAAUUGAUACAAACAUUCUUGUUUCUUGAAAGCCAGGAUGUAAAAUAAUGUGUGACUUUUGUCCAGGCCCAUGGAACACUACUUCUGUACAUCUUCUCUCUCCUCCUCUCCCACUUCAUUGUUGCUGCAUGAAACAUCACAAACCAUUGGAGCCUGGAAUUCUGCCUCUCUACUCUACAGCUCUAUCUGCAGGGUUUCCCUUGCUCUGCCCUUCUGGCCACCGGUGCCCAUGUUCCUCUCAGGCAGACCCACAGCAUGGGGCAAAAGAAAGUGGUUCCAUGCUCAGGAGACUGAGGAUGGAAGACCAGAGCUGUGGUGUUCAGUCUUUUCCUGCCUUCCUGUGUGAUCCUGAAUCAACCAUAAACACUUGGUUUUGUUCUGUUCUCAUAGUGAAGGAGAUAGAUGGGGGUGUGUUUGAAAAGUACUGUAGUCAUUGUAAAGUUGAGGGUUUUUGUAAGUUAAAUUUUGAGAUUUGACUUCAUCCACUCCAGACAUCUCCCAGCCAGAGUUUCUAAUUCCUAUGCUGGUUUUGUAUCCUUCUCCUGUGUACAAACAUCUUACAUUUUUUACUCAGGAAUAAUGAGAAAUACUGUAAAUGUGUCACAGAGGCUAAUGGAAUUGUUGGAGAAGUCAGUCCUCCUUCAGUCUGAAAACUGAAUACUUUACUUGCCAUGCUCUCUGCUUGCCAAAUUAAUUAAUUUCUGUUUCCUACCACUUGUAAUUUUAUAAACUUUUUUUUAUGAUUAUGUGAUAAUAUCUGCUUAAGUAUCCUAAAUGUGUUCAAACACUGCCCACUGUCCGUGUGGGAUCUGAGGCUUUUUGCAGUCAGUGACAGUGUCAGAUGGUCUUAUGAGGAAGGAAUUUUGAUAGCCUGAAACCCUCUGAUUACUUGUCAGCAUGCCUUCAGUUAAGAGCUGUGUUCUGGGUUUAGUGGUGCAGAGUAUUCUUGCUUGGCCAGUAGUCCAGGAGGAUUUUUACACUUGUUGCACUGAAUAUUCUUGCCAUGUUAAGGCUAAUUGUUAAGCCAGUUUCCUCAGUGUGAGGCAUUUGUGGGACUGAUUUUAGAUCAUGUCAGUUUCUCAGUGAGUUGCUAGUAUUGUUUACUUUUCUUUUCUGCCCUUUUUAUUUUUUUUCUUUGUUACUUUGCAUGUGCCUCUCUUGGAAGAUAAUUAUGAAUCCUUUCAAAAGCAGAUAUGCAUCCUUUUAGGAGUGGUCAUAUUGUCAUUUCAUAAAUUUAUUGAGUUCUCCUGAUGUAAUUUAGUUCUUGCCCGUUUUUUUUUUAUCUCUCCCUCUGAAAGGUUGUUUGCUUGGUGAUUACUUAUUACUUAAAAUGUUUUAUUUCUGGGCCAAAAGACUUCAAAGCCUUUUCUUAUUUUGCUUCUUAGUUAUGAAUGGAAAAUAUCCUAGAUCAACUUUCUGUUUGAUAAAAGGAAUGAACUGUUUCUGUAAUCUCUCUAAUCAGCAAUCUCUGUCCUUCAAGGUUCUUUUUACAUGUUUUUCAGUUUGAUUUGAACAAUGCAGACCUGUGUUCAGUAUUUCAAAUGAAAAAAAUGACUGUGCUGCUUAUUUUGUAAUUUAAAUUUUUUUUGCAAAUUUUAUGUGUGUGUAUGUAAUAUAUUUAAUCUUGAGAACUAAAUGAAUAUAUAUUUCAUCCCAUAAAAGACCAGUUCAUUGGGGGCUGAGGAGGAGUUAAUGUCAGAAUUAAUAGCAGAAUAUAAUUGUAUCAUCACUUUGUGAAAAUUAUACUUCUUAUAUAAUUACUGUGUAAUGGAUUGGAAUAUAUGUAAAUUGUGGUAUAACAAAUGCUUUAAAUGUUGGGAUUUAAUAAAACUUUAUUCUUAUAAUCAA